Messenger RNA from Penicillium argentinense, 372 nucleotides. RefSeq names its product protein lcl2 (gene lcl2). Bases 1 to 372 code for a protein of 123 amino acids. NCBI's taxonomy places the organism in Eukaryota, Fungi, Ascomycota, Eurotiomycetes, Eurotiales, Aspergillaceae. The transcript has 2 exons. The record is from RefSeq and is a predicted model, not a curated record.
AUGUUGCGAAACUUUAUUCAUUCAGUUUGGGCUCUGUGCCUGCUGGUCGCUGUCGUCCAGGGCCAAUUCAACUUCUUCGAGCACAUGUUUGGAGGCGGCCAACAACAAGCGCAGCAGCAACAAGGUGCUCAAAAUGUCCCUAGCGACAGUGGCAGAUACCAGAAAAUGUGGCAGCAAUCUCAAUGCAGUAACUAUCUUUGCCCCGGGACUCUCGCCUGUGUGCACUUCCCGCAUCACUGCCCUUGCCCACACCCCGACGUUGAAGAAAAAGUUGAGCUUGGAGAGGGGAGUGCGAUCUGUGUGUCAAAGGGAGGAUACAAAGCCGGCGAGGCAGCUCGAAAGAUCGAGCUUGCCCGGAAGGGUCUUCUGUGA